UGCGCUUGCGCCAGAGCCCGCCGUCAGCUUCACAGCGCUCUCCCAGCCCCGCCCGGGAGCGUCGCUGGGCCUCCCGAGUUCCUUACACAGGCCCCGGCCCGGGGUGCGUCCGGGAUCCACGUCCGUACGUGAUGACGCACGCCUGUAGGAAGACGUGGGGACGCAGGCGGGCCAUAGAGAGCGGGCUGCUUUAGGGGUACUAAGAGAAAUAUUCAGGAUCUGAAGCCACUGCCCUAAAGUCUAGCUUCACUGCAGUGCUGGAAAGGGUCAGUGCCAACCUGCAGCCUACGUAUCGAAUUACUUUGGAGAACACUGCUUCUAAGGCCACACGGGGCUCCUGGAUAUCGUGGGUGAGAGUUUUCAGGUUCACCUUCUUGAAUUCCUAAAACCUGACCACAUUUCCCAUCACUGGGCUGUUUUCCUGGUAUCUAACCAUGCAGCGGAGAUCAAGAGGAAUUAAUACUGGGCUCCUUCUGCUCUUUUCUCAAAUCUUCCAUGUUGGGAUCAACAAUAUUCCACCGGUCACCUUAGCAACUUUGGCUGUCAACAUCUGGCUCUUCUUGACUCCUCUGAAGCCACUGUAUCACUCUUGCCUUAGUGUGGAGAAGUGUUACCAGCAAAAAGACUGGCAGCGUUUGUUGCUUUCUCCCCUUCACCAUGCUGAUGAUUGGCAUUUGUAUUUUAACAUGGCGUCCAUGUUGUGGAAAGGAAUAAAUCUGGAGAGAAGAUUGGGAAGCAGAUGGUUUGCCUAUGUCCUCACUACAUUCUCCCUGCUCACUGGGGUGGUAUAUUUGCUCUUGCAAGUGGCUUGUGCCGAAUUCAUGGAUGAGCCUGACUUCAGAAGGAACUGUGCUGUAGGUUUCUCAGGAGUUCUGUUUGCCUUGAAAGUUCUUAGCAACCAUUAUUGCCCUGGAGGCUUUGUCAACGUUUUGGGCUUUCCUGUACCCAACAGACUUGCUUGUUGGGCAGAACUUUUGGCUAUUCAUUUCUUCUCACCAGGGACCUCCUUCGCAGGGCAUCUGGCUGGAAUCCUUGUUGGACUCAUGUACACUCAUGGGCCUCUGAAGAAAAUCAUGGAAACAUGUGCAGGCCUAUUUUCUUCUAAUGGUGGAUACUCAGGACAGCAGUACUACUUUAAUAGUUCAGACCACUCUGGAUAUCAAACUCAUGGGCCGUACGGCAGGGCAGGGUACAGUGAAGAAGUGCCCAGAAACUAUGAUGUGUACACUGCGGGCCUGAGUGAAGAGGAACAACUGGAGAGAGCGUUGAGAGCCAGCCUCAGGGACCGAGGAAAUAGCAGAAAUAGCCCACCACCUUACGGGUUUCAUCUCUCGCCAGAGGAAAUGAGGAGACAGCGGCUUUACAGAUUUGAUGGCCAGUGAGGUGGCUUCUCGGGAAGCCGUGCUUCAGUUGUGUCACUGUUACCCAUUUAGUUCACUCCCCAAGCCUCUAAUUACUUUUAAGCAAAAGCAGAGUGCAGUUCUCACCCCGUGUUGCUCAUGUCUCCCAUGGACCCUUGCCCUGUGGCCCUUUGAGGCCGGACUUGCGCCGGACUGAAUGUCUGGAAGCCAGGCUUGUUGAAAGCAGCUCACAGCUUUCUGGGAGUGGCCCAUCUCCUGGCCUUGUUCUGUCCCAAACAGAAGGUAACUCCCCGGUGUCAGGACCAGUUUCCACACUCCUUUACCUGCCUCCUGCUUAGGGCGCCUUCACCUUGUUUUGAUGCUGAAGACUGACCUUCGCCAGGAGGUUUUGUUUCACCGGUUUGGAUGAUCAGUCCCUCCUUCAGCCCAUGCUGGAUGCUUCACUUGGCAGGAGGCGAGGCACUGUCCCCUCGUCCUUGUCCUCCUGGCACGUUGCCAUGGUGACUGUCCAGAAGGAACUGUGGCUUCCUUCCCACUGUAUUGUUCUGAUCUCCUUCACCCAGGCACUGCGGCUCCUCGUUACAGUGUACUUGCUUUGCUCUCGUUCCCUAAGCCUAAGAAAGACCCAAGGUGGAGACAAGGCCUUCACACUCCACUAGGUAUCAAGUAACACCAGCAGUUGUGGUGCCAGAGCUGCUCCUCCCGUGGCAGAAAGAGUCCCUGGGAGGGGGGCGUGUCAUUUAAUCCACAGAACAGCAGCAGGCACCACAUGCAGAGUUGAGCAAAGACAUUUAGUAGACUGAUCACUAGAAAUCCUUCUUGCGGGAGAUUUUUUUUUCCUUAUACAAGUGCCUUUUAAUUGGCCACUGUAUCAGCUGUUUGUCCUACACAAGUGUCCAAAACAUGCCCCAGGGCCCUGCAAUAUUACAGUACACAGAUUGUCUGUCCGGGUCAUGUGGUCAUGUGAGGCAUUUCCCAGGGCUUGUGUUUCGUGAAUAAAAGGACAAAGACCAAACGCCACUCAUGUCUUCUGUUAUGGAGAUACUUCUUUUUAAAGAGAGAAAGAAGCAGACAGGGAUCUUCCUAUUUUACAUAGCUUUGUGAUUGUGAAAGGGAUGUACUUUCUGUAUGUAUAAAGCAAAGGUCUGGAAGGAAAUGCACCUCUGAGGUUAUCGCUGAGUACAUGCAGUUUUUGUGUUCUCUUUUUACAGUCUUAUGUGCUAUUUUUUUUAAAUGUGUGUAUGUGAAUGUACUACAUUUGAAGUCAAGAAAACAGAUUUAUAUAGUAAAUCAAGAAAUAACCAGUGAAACAUUUAGAAAUAAGUAUUGGAUAUCCAUUGAGAAAAUUCACAGUAUGACCAAAAAUACAAAGAGAUACAUUACACAAUUUUAAAAUCACCUAUGUUCUCACCACUUAGAGAUAUCCAGGUUUAACAAUUUGGAAGUCCUGCUUUCUCAAUUUUUCUUUUAUGCAUUUGAAGAAUUUGAAGUGUAAUGACUAUGCAGUUAGGUAUCCAGUUCCUAAUCUGAAUUUACCUGGGAAGGGCUUUGACACCUUCUUACAAAAGCGCUGAGAAAACCAGUAGAGCUGGGGACACCCUGACCUGCUGCUGGCGCAGUGAUGCCUUAGCUCCUUGGCUUAAUUUAUAAUUGAUGCAAAUCUAGGUGGUUGGUGAUACGAAUUGUACUUGUGAGUCUGCUAGCUUUAAAACAUACGCACACUUCAGUGUUCAAGCCCAAAUCAUUCCUUUCUCCCAAACUAUAAAUUUGAAUUCCAUUUCCUCAUUCAGAAGUAACUACUUUCUUACAUGCCGUCUUUUCAUAGCCGUGGAAAUUCUAACAGAUUUCUGUUAGCAUCACUGUUAUUAUCAUUAGUGCAUAACUACACCAAGAUGUGCCUUCUACCUGGGAGUGGGGAUUAUGAGUGGCCUUUAUUUAUCUUCCCACACUCCUCCUGUCUUCCCUCUCUGCCACCCAAAGACUUGUGGUCAGGAUUCAUUAAAUACUAGUUUUCUUUCAAAGUGUUUUUUCAGUUGCAUUAAAAGUCAAAUCACUUAUAUACAGAAGUAUUUUUUGUAAAUUUUGCUUGUGUCCAUUAAGUACCUCCUUAUUCUGUACAACCAGAUACCCAGACACUGGAAUCAAAGUUUGAACGCUAUAGCUAUAAUAUAUGCAUGCCUUAUUUAUGGAGUGGAACAUCACUGAACAUUUAGAAUGUGAAAAAGGUCAUUUUAGUUAUAAAUAUAAAUCAGUUAUUUUUACACAACAAUAAAGAUCUUCUGGAAAUUCUUA
Messenger RNA from Heterocephalus glaber (naked mole-rat), 3653 nucleotides. RefSeq names its product rhomboid domain containing 1 (gene Rhbdd1). Gene Ontology annotation, cellular component: endoplasmic reticulum; membrane. Lineage: Eukaryota; Metazoa; Chordata; Mammalia; Rodentia; Bathyergidae. The record is from RefSeq and is a predicted model, not a curated record. Gene Ontology annotation, molecular function: serine-type endopeptidase activity. Gene Ontology annotation, biological process: cellular response to unfolded protein; negative regulation of apoptotic process.